UGAUCUAUUAUCUAUGUCGGCUUUCGAUUGUCAAACGUUUGUCAAAUGUUAGCUCGUGUUUGUCUUAAAAAUAAAGUUUUUGGGCUAAAAAAUUAGUGUAUUGAUUAUUUAAGAGAUCUUGCUUAAUUAACAACAAAAUGACAUUAACGGAUGGAAAAUCGGAGGAUGAAACGCCACAUUUUGUACCGCCUUUAAUUCAGGAUAAUCCUAACGGCUGGGGCCCAUGUGAAUUACCGGAGCAAUUUAAAGAUAUGCCGUAUCAGCCCUUCAGUAAGGGAGAUCGUUUAGGAAAAAUUAGCGAUUGGACUGGUGCUGCAUUUCAAGAUAAAAAAUAUGCCAAUAAAUACGCGUCCCAAUUCGGUUCUGGAAGUCAGUAUGCAUAUUAUCAUGACGAAGACGAAAGUACUUUCCAUUUGGUUGACACAACUCGUGUUCAGAAACCUCCAUAUCAGAGAGGCCGUUUCAAGACCAAUCAAAGAAAUAUGCGUGGAAGAGGUAUACGGGGAGUUCAAGCUGGCAUGCAGGCAUUGGGGAAGGGAUUAAAGGCACGUGAAAAGGACAGGAAGAACCAGAUGAAAAAAUGGGGUCAAGGAAGGCCCCAAAUUAAAAUUCGUGAUGCAUCUGUAACAGUAAAGCCUGAUUGGGUUACAAUUGAAGAAAUGGACUUUCCACGGUUGGGAAAAUUGUCACUUCCCAGUAUAAAAGAAGGUGAUGAUAUAAUGUGUUGUGGUGAACUAGAAUACUAUGACAAGUCUUAUGACCGUGUCAAUGUUAAAAAUGAGAAACCUCUUCAACGUGUUGAUCGUAUUUUCCAUACUGUAACUACCACUGAUGACCCUAUCAUUCGUGUCUUGAGUAAAAAUGAAGGAAAUGUUUAUGCCACAGAUGCCAUUUUGGCUACUAUUAUGUGCAGCACUCGCUCAAAUUACUCUUGGGACAUAGUCAUUGAAAAAAUUGGUGAUAAAUUAUUUUUUGAUAAGAGAGACAAUACAGAAUUUGAUCUUUUGACGGUCAACGAAACCUCUUUAGAGCCCCCUCAGGAUGAUGGAAAUUCGCUGAACUCGCCUAGAAAUUUGGCUCUAGAGGCGACUUUCAUCAAUCACAAUUUCAGCCAGCAGGUUCUCAGGACUGGAUCAGGUGAACCCAAGCACAAAUUUGAUCAUCCAAAUCCUUUUGUAUCUGAAGAGGAGGAGGGUGAAGUUGCUAGUGUUGGAUACCGCUACAAGAAGUGGGACCUUGGUGGAGGAAUUGUAUUGAUAGCUAGAUGCGAGCAUGAUGCUGUUGUUCAAUCCCCUAACGGUGAGCUGCAGUUCCUCACCAUCAAGGCCUUGAACGAGUGGGAUUCGAAGGUCGCAAAUGGGGUCGAAUGGCGUCAGAAGCUAGACACCCAACGUGGUGCUGUUCUAGCCAACGAACUACGCAAUAAUGCGUGUAAAUUGGCCAAAUGGACUGUGCAAGCCCUUUUGGCUGGCAGCGAUCAGAUUAAAUUCGGCUACGUCUCACGCGUGAACGUGCGUGAUAACACACGUCAUGUAAUUUUGGGAACGCAACAAUUCAAGCCGCAUGAAUUCGCCGCCCAAAUCAAUUUAAAUAUGGACAACGCUUGGGGUAUUCUAAGAUGCAUCAUCGACAUUGUUAUGAAGCAAAAGGAUGGAAAGUAUUUGAUCAUGAAGGAUCCGAAUAAACCGAUGAUUAGACUUUACGAUAUCCCAGAUAAUACUUUCGAAUCGGACGGGGAGAGUGAGUCGGAUGAAGACGUCCAGACGGAUUCCAAUGCGUUCCAGACCCUUUAUCCGUACACAAACACGACAAAGAGAACUUAAUUUGUCUUCAUCUGGAUAGGAAAAGGUCGGUAUUAAAACUAUUUUAUGAUUUAUUAUAUCAUAACUUGUUAACAUCGGUCGUAUCAAGGAUAAUUAAAAUAUUUCGUAGGAG
Molecule: messenger RNA, 1935 nt
Organism: Agrilus planipennis (emerald ash borer)
Lineage: Eukaryota; Metazoa; Arthropoda; Insecta; Coleoptera; Buprestidae
Gene: eIF3d1
Product: eukaryotic translation initiation factor 3 subunit D
Exons: 7
Coding region: 138-1823 (561 amino acids)
Biological process (GO): translational initiation
Cellular component (GO): eukaryotic translation initiation factor 3 complex; cytoplasm
Molecular function (GO): translation initiation factor activity
Source: RefSeq, a predicted model, not a curated record